AUGGUGAAGCGGAAACGAGCGUGGCAGGAGUGUGCCGCGGAGCCCUCGCAGGAAUGGGACAGGUCGAACGACUUUCGCAGUCGCGCCGAUCCCUUCGUCUCCAACUACCUGGUGGAAGUGGACGAGCACCUGCGCGGGGUCGCCGGCGCGGACGAGAGGGCCCUGCUCGUAAGCAACGUGGCACAAGAGGUGCUGGGCGUGGAGUCCAAGGUGGCCGUGGAUGCGACGUGCAGCCGAAUUGUGGAGGGCAUGAUGCCUGAAAUGGGGACUGAGCAGCUGCUCAAGUUCCUUGAUGGGGUCCUGGAGGCGGACGCCUUGUGGUCGAUCGCCUCAAACCCUUAUGGCUCCCAUUUCUUGGAGACAAUGCUUCACAACCUGAGUUCUAGGCUCAAGACCUCUGGGCAUAACAUGGACAACGCAGUCGAGGUACUGCAACUGAUAGUGAAGCAUCUCAAGGCACAUUUGUACGAAUAUUUGAUGGAUCGUUACGCUACUCAUUUAGUGCGCAGCAUGCUGGUGCUGCUGUCUGGACGGGACGUGACUGUCAGGUCCAAGGCAUCACAAGCACAUGGCCAGAAAGACAGGGAACACAGAAUCGGGGCUCUGGAAGCAAAACUGGUGACCAAACAGGACACAAAUCAUGAUGAGCCUGUGUACAAGGAAUUGCUGCAGCAGUUGCUUGCAACGCUGACAACAGCUGACUAUGGUGGUGACUGCAUGGUAGUGUUGCGCUCAAGCCCCUAUGCAGGACCUGUGUUGCAGGGGUUUCUCCGAGCAGCUUCCUGGGACAGGGAACUGCUUUGUGAUCUUAUAUGGUCCGUUCUUGGUUUCGAUGGGGUUCCCGAUAAUUCGCAGCUAUUGUCUGCAAAGUCGAUAAUUCAUGGCAUCAUGGAGAGGAAAGAGAGCAGCCAUCUUGUGGAGACAGUGUUCUCAGUCGCACCAGAGGAAGUUCUGUCUGCCUUGUUCAGCCACGUUUUAAAUGGAUCUCUGCUGGAGCUGUCCAGGCACCCGUGUGCAAAUUUUGUAGUUCAGUCUGCUGCAGCAUCAGCAAGACUUCCAGAUCAGGUGGCAAUGCUUGUGGCUGAACUUGGGCCUCAUUUUGGGACUCUGUUGAUGGAGCAGCGUGCUGGUGUCGUUCUGUCUGUCCUUGCCUCAUGCCAAAGGAGGCAAGUGGCCCAGUUUGAGGCGUCCAACUUCCUUGCAGAUGGGCUCCAAAGCGUAAAGGCUGACAAAAAGUCUGCCAUGGGGGGAAUCUGUGCGCAGCUGUUGACCUUGAACAAUGGGGUGAAGUUAGGAGAGGAGGGUAAAGGAAGGCUUUCCCCUCUUGGCUGCAUCGUACUUACUACGGUGCUAUCAUUCCCCAAAAACGCCCAGCGGCCAUUUAUUUCAAGCAUUGUGAGCUUCAGCCGGGAAGUGCAUCGACACAUGGCCAGGGAUGCAGGAGGGGCCCGUGUCCUUGAGGCGUUCAUGGAGGGUAGCUCAAAGAAGAAAUCGAAACGCUUGGUGAUGGGACACCUGGAAGGCCUAUGGGCACAGAUGGCAGAGAAGGCAUCCGCAAGCCACCUUGUGGAAAAAUGUUUUGAUAGAAUGAACAUACAUGGAAAAGAGAAGAUUUUGAGUGAGGUGGUUGCCCGAAAGGCUGAAGUUUCAGCAACGCCAUGGGGUUGUGGACUCCUGAACCACUGCCGUGCUGGACUCUAUGAACGAAACAGAGACAAGUGGAAGGAGUGGGUAAAGAAGGGUGGCAGGGAGAUCCAGAAUUUCCUGGCAACUUUAGGCUUGGACGAUGGAAUGAAACAUUCAUCUAAACAAGUGAAAAACCAGGUCAAGGGCUAUGUUCAAGGUGGCACUGUGAGAAAGGAGCGAAAGGGGCCCAGAGUGGAGGAAAUGGAAACAGGCAUGGAUGAGAACGAAGCUGGGGAUGCCGAAAAGAGGAAUGCCAACAAUCCUGGGGCAGAGGAGGGCCCGACAGUCCAUCUCCAGCAAAAGGUUCCUGAUUUGAUGCUUGCCCCUGAGGUCACUGCCCAGUCAAGACUGGAAGAUCCGCCUGGUGGAGAGUCAGACAAAGAUAUUGACGCUCUGUUCGCCAGGCUGCCGAAGAGGAGACGUGUCAAGCAUGUAAAAAAAUUGGCAGCAAAGAAUAAGAAAUGA
Ostreobium quekettii is the source of this 2151-nucleotide messenger RNA. NCBI's taxonomy places the organism in Eukaryota, Viridiplantae, Chlorophyta, Ulvophyceae, Bryopsidales, Ostreobiaceae. The record is from the annotation of a GenBank genome assembly.